Molecule: messenger RNA, 2043 nt
Organism: Salvia miltiorrhiza (redroot sage)
Lineage: Eukaryota; Viridiplantae; Streptophyta; Magnoliopsida; Lamiales; Lamiaceae
Product: cytochrome P450 77A2-like
Exons: 1
Coding region: 255-1793 (512 amino acids)
Cellular component (GO): membrane
Molecular function (GO): oxidoreductase activity, acting on paired donors, with incorporation or reduction of molecular oxygen, NAD(P)H as one donor, and incorporation of one atom of oxygen; heme binding; iron ion binding
Source: RefSeq, a predicted model, not a curated record
AUAUCACAUGCAACAUCCACAAAAAAUACACAUGCAUGCAUCCUGCAUUAAUGAAACCAAAAAAAAAAAAAAACAAGAAUCUCACAACAAUAUGAAACCAAAUCUCCAAUAACCAGCAUUAAACACACCCACAGUUUAUGCAAAAUUUGUUUUGUUUUUCAAUAGCCUUUAUGAAUCCCCACCUGUAAUUUCCAGCCUUCAUCCAUUCAUAUACAAAUCCCCAAUUCCCCUUUCCAUCCCUCACCACUGCAGCCAUGGCUUCUCUCUCCCCCUCCUCUCUCUCCCCUUACUACCACCUCAUCUUCACCGCCUUCGCCUUCCUCGUCUCCGGCCUCAUCUUCCUCCUCUCCCGCAAAUCCCCCUCCAAGCAGCUCCGCCUCCCCCCGGGCCCCCCCGGCUACCCCGUCGUCGGCAACCUCUUCCAAGUCGCCCGCUCCGGCAAGCCCUUCUUCCAAUACGUCCGCGAACUCAUCCCCAAAUACGGCCCCAUCGUAACCCUAAAAAUGGGGACCAGAACUAUGAUCAUCAUCAGCAGCGCCGAUUUGGUCUACGAGGCCUUGAAUUCGAAGGGGCAGGUCUUCGCCAGCCGCCCCCGGGAGAAUCCGACGCGCACGAUCUUCAGCUGCGACAAAUUCACCGUCAACGCCGCCCUCUACGGCGGCGUGUGGCGGUCCCUCCGCCGCAACAUGGUGCAGAACAUGCUCAGCGCCACCCGGCUGAAGGAAUUCCGAAACGCGCGUGAGCUGGCCAUGGAUCGCAUGAUCGAGCGGCUGAAAUCCGAGGCGGCGGAGAACGGCGGCGCCGUCUGGGUGCUGAAAAACGCGAGGUUCGCCGUCUUCUGCAUCCUCCUCUCGAUGUGCUUCGGGAUCGAAAUGGACGAGAAAUUGAUCGAGAAAGUUGAUGAAUUGAUGAAAGCCGUGCUCAUCGUGCUCGAUCCGAGGCUGGACGACUAUCUCCCGAUCCUAAGCCCGUUCUUCUCGAAGCAGAGGAAGAGGGUUUGGGAGGUUCGCAACGAGCAGAUCCAAACCCUCGUUCCUCUGAUCGAGAAGCGCCGCCGCGCGAUCCAGAGCCCCGGCUCGGAUCCCACGGCGGCCUCAUUUUCUUAUCUAGACACUCUCUUCGACUUGAAAGUCGAAGGGAGGAAGUCGGCUCCGAGCGACGCGGAGAUCGUGACGCUCUGCUCGGAGUUUCUCAACGGCGGGACCGACACCACCGCCACCGCCAUCGAGUGGGCGGUGGGGCGGAUGAUUGAGAACCCGGGGAUCCAGACCCGGAUCCGGGACGAGAUCCGGGCGACCGUCGGGGACCGGAAGGUCGACGAGAAGGACGUCGAGAAAAUGCCGUACCUAAACGCCGUCGUAAAGGAGCUCCUGCGGAAGCACCCGCCGACGUACUUCUCGUUGACCCACGCGGUGACCGAACCCGCGAAGUUGGCGGGUUACGACAUACCGACGGAUGCGAAUGUGGAGAAUUUUCUACCGGGUAUCUCGGACGACCCGAAGCUGUGGUCCGACCCGGAGAAGUUCGACCCGGACCGGUUCUUCCUCGGGCGGGAGGAGGCGGAUAUAACGGGCGUGAGCGGGGUGAAGAUGAUACCGUUUGGAAUGGGUCGGAGGAUUUGCCCCGGUUUGAAUAUGGCGACGGUGCAUGUGCAUUUGAUGCUGGCCCGGAUGGUGCAGGAAUUCGGGUGGGCGGGUUACCCGGAUGAGGGGAAAGUGGAUUUUAGUGAGAAGCUGGAGUUUACUGUGGUGAUGAAGAAUAGUUUGAGGGCUAAGAUCACACCGAGGGCAUAAUGGUAAUUUUGUUGGAUAGGUUUUGUUACGAAGCUAUUUGGUAAUUAUUUUGUUGUGUUUUUUUUUUUUUUUUUAAAGUUAUUUGAAUUUUGGAUUAGCUUUAUAUAUAUGUUUUACAGUUAAUUUGAUUGAUGGCCAACUUUGGUUGGUUUUAGUGUAGUAUAUAAAUAUUUAGAAGUUGCAAUUUCGGUCAUAUGUUUGUUUUAUGUUUGGUAACGUUAAUUAAAUAAGAACCACUUAAUUGCGUGUA